CCCAUUGACGAUGAAAGAAACCCUGAAUAUAUUACAAUCCCUUAUGACGCAAAGUUCAUUGCAUACAUUCCUUAUGGUCGCAGAGGAACGAAAACUAUUUCAACAAAGAACAAAAAUUAUUUCUGGAGCGAUGAAGAAAAUUGCCUUAUCUACAUAAAUGCAUACUUAAAUAAAGCUACAUAUUGUACAAAAGAAGGUUGGACUGGAUUUGAGCUCUACAUAUACGACGACGAUGGAAACAGACGUUGUGUAUACCCAUACGAUAAUAUGUACCAUUGUUUUCAUCAAGCAUUAAACGAAUACAUAGUCAGUAAGGGUCUCAUUCCUGCUGAGUAG
Trichomonas vaginalis G3 is the source of this 336-nucleotide messenger RNA. RefSeq lists its product as uncharacterized. The annotation marks the transcript as partial. The transcript has a single exon. Lineage: Eukaryota; Parabasalia; Trichomonadida; Trichomonadidae. The record is from RefSeq and is a predicted model, not a curated record.